Molecule: messenger RNA, 2370 nt
Organism: Salvia splendens (bonfire salvia)
Lineage: Eukaryota; Viridiplantae; Streptophyta; Magnoliopsida; Lamiales; Lamiaceae
Product: MAR-binding filament-like protein 1-1
Exons: 4
Coding region: 148-2271 (707 amino acids)
Biological process (GO): mitotic chromosome condensation
Cellular component (GO): condensed chromosome; condensin complex; chromatin
Molecular function (GO): chromatin binding
Source: RefSeq, a predicted model, not a curated record
UUUGGAAGCACGAAAUAAGGGAAAGUCAAACCUUGAUUUACCAACUUCACUCAAACCCCAAAAAUAGUGUUUGAUUCUCUUCUCACUCAAAUUCAAAUGUGGAAGUAGAUAUUCAUAUUUGUUUGCUGAUCGCUCAACACCAAAACAAUGAGCUCCGCAGCCGGGAAUUCUAGCUUUGCACCCUACCAAUUCCGCCACACCACCCCAUCUUCUUCCAAAUGUUGCUCGUUGAGAAUCGCCCCCUCUCGAGGAAAGAAUGCGAUGCCCACGGCUCAUCUACAGAGAGCCCAUUCCCAUUCCUGCUCCAGGAGAGUGGCCCUUGUCAUGGGUUUUGCCGUUAUCCGCCUUCUCAAAUUCAGGGCUCACGCAAUCGAUGCAGAAAGUAAUGAAUUGGCGGCAGCACAUCUGAAUCAAAAUGAAGAGCUAUCGGGGCAGGAACGUCCAUCAGGUCACCCCUUCUUCUCCAUUCUCAAUGUACUCGGUAUUCUGGGAUCUGGAAUUCUUGCUGCCCUUUUUGCAUCAAAGAGGAAGGAAAAGGCCAUUUCAGAUGCUACUAUAGAACACAUGAAAAAUAUGCUCAAGGAAAAAGAAGCUGCUAUUAUUUCUCUGGAGAAAAAGUUUAAGGCAGAACUAAUAAAUGAGAAAGAAUGUCUAAAUAAGGAACUUGGAAAAGUGAAAGCUGAGCAGCAGUCUUUAGUUAAUCAACUGGAAAUGGCAUCAUAUACCAUAACAAACCUUGGUCAAGAAUUGCAAAAGGAGCAAAACAUAGUCGAAGAGCUUACCAUCGAAGUUGAUAACCUAGAACACUGUGUUCAAAAUGCUGGGAGUGAGAAAACGCAACUCCAACAACAGCUAAAGGAGAAGCUGCAUUCUGUAGGAUUCUUGCAAGAAAGGAUCGACUUGCUUUUACUGGAUAUCAAGGAUAAAGAAGAUACUAUUUUGCAUCUUAGCUGUAGACUUGCUGACAAAGAUAGAGAGCUGGAUCAACUCAGCUCCAUAUAUCAGCAAUUGGAGGAUCAUCUACCUAGUUUGGAGUCCGAGAACAAGCAAUUGAAGGAUGUAAUUCAGAGAAAUCAAGAGGAGCUGGAACUGAAGUAUGAGAUCGUGCAGGAAUUGGAUGCAGAAUUAUCCCUUUUACUGGCUGAGAAAGAUGAAUCUGAAAAGAAGCUUGAUGCCAUUUUAAUGGAGCAUAACAACUUCAAGUCCUCCAUGGAAAAGAAGUCAACUUCGGAUGCAAAGCUUUUGGGAGAAAGAGAAGGAAAGAUUCAUCUGCUUGAAGAACAACUUACGAUCUUGUUGGAUGGCAAGAAGAAAGAUGAAGUAUUAAUAUCUGCUUUGACGCAGGAGAGGGACACUUUAAAAGAAAUGUUGAACAUAGAAUUAGGAAAUAUGAAGAUUCUGGAAGAGGAGCUUAGAAUCACACAUGCUACUUUGGAGGAAUCAAAAUAUGAAACUUCUGACCUUGCUAAACAAUUGCAAGAGUUGAGAAGAUUUUGUUUGGAGCUUGAAGAAGAGGUCUGUAAAGUCCAGGCCGAUUUUAGGGAAGCAAGAGAAUCAUUACACAUGAAACUAGAGGAAGCUAAACGUGGUGCAGAAAUCUUGUCCGAAGAACUAAGUUCUGCAAAUGAUCUUUUCAGUAAAUCAAGCGAAGAACUGCAAAUUAUGUCCGCAGAAUUAUCUGCCGCAUUGCAGAAAUGCAAUAGCUUGGAGGUGGAACUCACUGAUGCCCUUAGGAAAGCAGAAAGCACAACUGUUGAUCUGGAUAACGAAAGGAAAACUAUAUCUUCUCUGAAGAAAGAGUUGAUGGAUCUCGAGACCCAAAUUUCGAGAGAUAAACAAGCACGAAAAAGUCUUGAAUCAGAUUUAGAAGAGGCUACUAAGUUCCUCAAUGAUGUGAAUCGGCACGCAUUGAUGCUUUCCAGAGAGUUAGAGCUUGCACAUUCUCAGAUUUCUAGCCUGGAAGUUGAGAAAGAUAAGCUAUAUAAUUUCAUUGCUGUGCAGAAACAGGUUUCCGAAGAAUCUCGGGUGAACUUGGAAGAUGCCCACAACCUGGUCAUGAAACUCGGGAAAGAAAGGGAGAGUUUGACAAAGAGAGGAAAGAGACUAGAGGAAGAGCUGGCCUCUGCAAAGGGAGAGAUACUGAGGCUGAUGAGUCGAAUGAACUCUUCGAAACCGGCAGUUGAUGCCCAACAGGGGAGAAAAGCUGCAGCUUCAGGUAGAAGGAAUACCCAACGAAGGAGAAAGGAUAGAUCCCAGCAAAAAGAUUCAUAGUUGACAUUUAGAGUUUCCUGUUUAAGUAGAUUAUAAGCUUAUUUUAGAGAUCUUGUACCAUUUGACUCAGAAGUUCUGAAAUACGUAUGAUUCUACUUC